Molecule: messenger RNA, 1167 nt
Organism: Puccinia triticina
Lineage: Eukaryota; Fungi; Basidiomycota; Pucciniomycetes; Pucciniales; Pucciniaceae
Exons: 9
Coding region: 1-1167 (388 amino acids)
Cellular component (GO): Golgi apparatus
Source: RefSeq, a predicted model, not a curated record
AUGCUACCACACUCGUUGGAUGAAGACCAAAAAUCCGAAGAGACUUUUACCCAUCAACUUACCCACGUUUUGACCUCAGAGGAAUGCAAUUCUUCAUGGGAUAAAAUACAGAAUACUGCAAGAAGGACAAUGCUCAUCACAAGUCCUCAACGCUCAAACCCUCGGUUUCGAACCUUUCUUUUAAUCAGCUUACUUGUAUCGCAAUCAUUUGGUGUUAUCGGUUUCUUCACUUCAGUGUUUAUAUCAUUGGGGCCAUACGUUUCCUCUGGUCAUGACCGCGGCUACCAAGCUAUGCUGGGAUAUCUGGUGAUCUUUACCAUUGCAACCGUUUUCGAAGUUUACAUCGCUAUCGACUCCCUUCUUAGCCAAAACGCGCCUCAAUUGUUUGCGCUCUGUUUAUUUGAAGGCUCCAUGACUGGUUUUGGUGCAAUGCUCCCACAUCAAAUUCAUAAAGCCCUUAAAGCCGAUGAAAAAUUCAACAGCAUCCCACCCGCUCUGAUGAAGUCCAUUGACUGGCGAUUAUACUCGGUCCCGGCAAUUAUCGGCGUGACUACUCUGAUUAUGACAUGGCUUACAUGGCACUUUUCUCAAGAGUUUGGCUGGCACGCUUUCAAGAAACUGGGAGCCAACAUCGCACUGAGAAGAGCGAUGAGAGUCAAAUCGAUUUUCUACAUGUUACAAAAGUUCAAUUUCUUCUUUUUGAUAGGAUUUUGUGUCUUGAUCGUUCAGAUGAGAAAGCAGAGUCAACAGAGUCUAGAGACACUGGACGUCAUCUUACCUUCCUUAGCGUUAGUCGCUACCUGUCUUGUUCAACUUUUUGCAAGUAUUGCGGUCGAACUGGAACUACGUUUUUUCAUCUUCCUGUACGGAAUGUUUUGGUCUGCGGCCAUGCUAUUCAUGGGAUAUGAAAUUAUCGAGAUCCAUCCGCUAUCGGAAGCUACCGAUUCUCAACAUUCAUUAAUAUUAUUUUCGUCAUUGACGAUUUUGCUGUUGUUCUCGACGGGAAUUAUGUCGAUAUUUUGCUUUAUGAAUUUCAACAAAGGGCUCAAAGGGGCAGAAGAUUCAUACAUUGUAGGGCUUUUUCACAAAAAAGCAAGUUUCCAAACUAGUGCUCCACACUCGAUUGAAUCAAGGUACAAGCUCGAGCUACGGGCCGUUCUAGAUUAA